GUUGUACUUAAGUGUACCCAUUUUAAAAGGAGAAGACUGUGACGAUAGUUUUCAUGUAAUAGAAUUCUACAAAAAAUUACUUCCACUGUUUGUUAAUAAUGAAUUUUCCUAGUCUUACUAAAAAAUUUAAACACCCAAUUGACUAAUAACCAAGAGAGAAUUUAUGGAGUAAUUCUAAAUUAGCAAUUUGUCCUUGAAUAAUUUUAGUAUUGAUUUUAUGUUUUUACUAAACCAGUAUUAUGUAUAAAGAUAUGCACUGCAAUUUUUAAGCCUAUGAAUGAUUAACUGAAUUGCAUAUAGUGAUGUCAGAUUACUUCUUUUUAGGGACGAUGUCGUACCUGAAAGUAAUGAUCAUAUGGAACAUACUUUGCAUAUCCCUGGUUAUCCUUUCACUGUCCUUGAUUCAAGAAGUAUCUUCCCAAGUCUCCUGCAAAGGACGUUGCUUUGAAGCCUUUGAAAGAGGAAGAGAGUGUGACUGUGAUGCAGACUGUGAAAGAUAUGGCAAAUGUUGCCCAGACUACGUGAAACACUGUAAAGAGGCACACACACAAAAGCCAUCACCGAAGACUCCACCACCAAACAAACCAACAUCUAAAAGGUCAUCCAAAAAUGAGGAAAAGAAGCCAGAGGAAGUAACGCAGCCCCAUGAAGUUAUGGAAGAUACUGACAGUGGACUGGGAAACAAAGUGACGAGUCCUGCUCCAACUACAAAACACCCUGAAACAGCCACAAUAAUCAAAUCAACUACAUCUGCUCCAAAAACCAGCUUACCAUCUACUACAAGUACUACCACAAAAGCAACAACUACAAAAGACACUACAACGGCUCAGAAAGACACCCCUGAAACAACAGUGGCACCAACAACCAAGGCUGACACUCCCACAACACCCAAACCUGAAGACACCACCUCAGAGGCACCAACAACCAAGGCAGAAUCUCCCACCACACCUAAAGCUGAAGACACAACCUCUGAGGCCACAGAGGCACCGACGACCAAGGCUGACUCUCCCACAACACCCAAACCUGAAGACACAACCCCAGAGGCCACAGAGGCACCAACAACCAAGGCUGACUCUCCCACAACACCCAAACCUGAAGAAACAACCCCAGAGGCCACAGAGGCACCAACAACCAAGGCUGACUCUCCCACAACACCCAAACCUGAAGACACAACCCCAGAGGCCACAGAGGCACCGACAACCAAGGCUGACUCUCCCACCACCGCUAAGGUUGAAGACAUGACUCCUGACGACACAGAGGAACCAAUGACUGAAGUGGACUCUCCCACCCCUCCCAGUGCAGAAGAGACAACCCCAGAGGCCACAGAGGCACCAACAACCGAGGCUGAUUCUCCCACAACACCCAAACCUGAAGACACGGCCACAGAGGCACCGACAACCAAGGCUGACUUUCCCACAACACCCAAACCUGAAGACACAACCUCAGAGGCACCAACAACCAAGGCAGAAUCUCCCACCACCCCCAAACCUGAAGACACAACUCCAGAGGCCACAGAGGCACCAACAACCAAGGCUGACUCUCCCACAACACCCAACCCUGAAGAAACAACCCCAGAGGCCACCGAGGCACCAACAACUGAGUCUGACUCUCCCACCACCCCUAAACCUGAAGAAACAACCCCAGAGGCCACAGAGGCACCAACAACCGAGGCUGACUCUCCCACAACACCCAAACCUGAAGACACAACUCCAGAGGCCACAGAGGCACCAACAACCAAGGCUGACUCUCCCACCACCCCCAAACCUGAAGAAACCACUCCAGAGGCCACAGAGGCACCAACAACCAAGGCUGACUCUCCCACAACACCCAAACCUGAAGACGCAACCCCAGAGGCUACAGAGGCACCAACAACCGAGGCUGAAUCUCCCACCACCCCUAAAACUGAAGACACAACCCCAGAGGCCACAGAGGCACCGACGACCAAGGCUGAAUCUCCCACCACCCCCAAACCUGAAGACACAACCCCAGAGGCCACAGAGGCACCGACGACCAAGGCUGACUCUCCCACAACACCCAAACCUGAAGACACAACCCCAGAGGCACCAACAACCAAGGCUGACUCUCCCACAACACCCAAACCUGAAGACACAACCCCAGAGGCCACAGAGGCACCAACAACCAAGGCUGACUCUCCCACAACACCCAAACCUGAAGACACAACCCCAGAGGCCACAGAGGCACCGACGACCAAGGCUGAAUCUCCCACCACCCCCAAACCUGAAGACACAACCCCAGAGGCCACAGAGGCACCAACAACCGAGGCUGAAUCUCCCACAACACCCAAACCUGAAGAAACAACUCCAGAGGCCACAGAGGCACCAACAACCAAGGCUGACUCUCCCACAACACCCAAACCUGAAGACACAACCCCAGAGGCCACAGAGGCACCGACGACCAAGGCUGACUCUCCCACAACACCCAAACCUGAAGACACAACCCCAGAGGCCACAGAGGCACCGACGGCCAAGGCAGCCUCUCCCACCACCCCCAAACCUGAAGACGCAACCCCAGAGGCCACAGAGGCACCGACGACCAAGGCUGACUCUCCCACAACACCCAAACCUGAAGAAACCACUCCAGAGGCACCAACAUCCAAGGCAGCCUCUCCCACAACACCCAAACCUGAAGACACAACUCCAGAGGCCACAGAGGCGCCGACGACCAAGGCUGACUCUCCCACCACCCCCAAACCUGAAGACACAACCCCAGAGGCCACAGAGGCACCGACGACCAAGGCUGACUCUCCCACAACACCCAAACCUGAAGACACAACUCCAGAGGCCACAGAGGCGCCGACGACCAAGGCUGACUCUCCCACCACCCCCAAACCUGAAGAAACAACCCCAGAGGCCACAGAGGCACCGACAACCAAGGCAGAAUCUCCCACCACCCCCAAACCUGAAGACACAACUCCAGAGGCCACAGAGGCACCGACAACCAAGGCUGACUCUCCCACAACACCCAAACCUGAAGAAACCACUCCAGAGGCACCAACAUCCAAGGCAGCCUCUCCCACAACACCCAAACCUGAAGACACAACCCCAGAGGCACCGACGACCAAGGCAGCCUCUCCCACCACCCCCAAACCUAAAGAGACAGCCCCAGAGGCACCGACGACCAAGGCAGCCUCUCCCACCACCCCCAAACCUGAAGACACAACCCCAGAGGCACCGACGACCAAGGCAGCCUCUCCCACCACCCCCAAACCUAAAGAGACAGCCCCAGAGGCACCGACGACCAAGGCAGCCUCUCCCACCACCCCCAAACCUAAAGAGACAGCCCCAGAGGCACCGACGACCAAGGCAGCCUCUCCCACCACCCCCAAACCUAAAGAGACAACCCCAGAGGCACCGACAACCAAGGCAGCCUCUCCCACCACCCCCAAACCUAAAGAGACAGCCCCAGAGGCACCGACGACCAAGGCAGCCUCUCCCACCACCCCCAAACCUGAAGACACAACCCCAGAGGCACCGACGACCAAGGCAGCCUCUCCCACCACCCCCAAUCCUAAAGAGACAACCCCAGAGGCACCGACGACCAAGGCAGCCUCUCCCACCACCCCCAAACCUAAAGAGACAGCCCCAGAGGCACCGACAACCAAGGCAGCCUCUCCCACCACCCCUAAGGUCAAGGGGACUACCCCUGCAGCCACUGAGCCUGACACCACUGCCAUACCCAAAACUGCCCCCAGAUUAGCAAUAUCUGCUAAAAAAGACACAACCUCUCAAAGCAGCGAGACAGUCAUGACAACUAGGAAAGCAACACCCAUAACUGAAGUAGACCCAGUGGUUUCAGAAACAACAACACAGAAGAAAACUACAGGUCCUGCACCCACACUAGCAACCAGCACAACUGCAAAAGUCACAACCACAGCCCUACAAAGGGUAGUGGUGACUCCAGCUAAGACUACUGAGUUUGUAGUGAUAACUGACAAAAAAGAGAAAACAACAGCUAAACCUGUUACGACUCCUAUAACCAAAGAGACAACUAAAAUAGAAACCACCACUGCAAACAAAGAGAUAACAACACUCAAGAAUGACAAAACUACUCUGCUUAAAGACAUCUUAACAAGUACCAAAGACACAACUACUGUGACUACGGUGAUAACGGCUAAGCCGGAUGACUCUCCUAAAGGUAAGGAUGAUAUUCCAAAUACAACUCCUACAGCUAAGCAAGCUGUCACUACAGCAGCUGAAUCGGAAGCAACUACUGUGGACAAAAAGACUGCAACAACAGCUGCAGAAAAAGAAGCAACUCCAGCUCCCACACAAAAAGAGACUUUAACAGCUAAACAAGAAGAAAACCCCGUGGGAACAGCGACUGUAACAGCAGCUACGACGCCCUUGACCAAGCCCACUCUGUUGACAACAGCUGCCAAAACAGAUUCAACCCCUAAACCCAGGGAGACUGUAACAACAAAUAAAAGAGAUACAACUAUGGAAACUAAGCCGACUGUAACAGCAGCAGCUAAAGAGAGCACAAAUAGUAUUUGUGUUGUUGUAGAGACAACAACAGCUGGUAGAAAAGAGGUAACAACUGUCAAAGAAACUAGCGUCACACCUGACAAAGAAAUGGCAGAUGCCACUGAAAAGGACCCUGGUAUUGACAAAGUUACCAGAGAGACCCCUACAAGAGAUAAAAAAGACACAAUAGAAGAAAUGUUUAUUGUUUCUAAAGGGACAUCCAAGCCAACUAUACAUUUCCAGGAGGUUACCGACACAAGAGAUGAGCCUCAUCCAGCCGACCCUGAAACUCUGCCAGUAAAAGAAGAACCCGAGAUAAACAAGCCUUUGAUCCAGACUGCGGACUUGCCAGUUUUACCUGGAGAAACACAAGCGAUGAAGGACGAGAAGGACCUGUGCAGCGGGAAGCCGGCAGACGGCAUGGUGGCCCUGCCGAACGGCACCCUGGCUGUCUUCCGAGGCCGCUACUACUGGCUGCUGAACGGCAGGAGCCCACCAACUACCAGCCCCCGCCUCAUCAGGGACGGCUGGGGCAUCCCGGGCCCCAUCGACGCCGUCUUCUCCAGGUGCAACUGCGAUGGCAAGACCUUCUUCAUCAAGGGGCCCCUGUACUGGCGUUUCACUAAUGGUGUUAUGGAUAAAGGCUAUCCCAAACCUCUUGCAAAUGGAUUUGCAGGGCUAAGUGGGAAAAUAAUAGCAACCCUCCCUGUGGCAAGAUACAACAACAGACCAGAAUCAGUUUAUUUUAUCAAAAAAGAUGGCAACAUGCAACAGUAUGUGUACAGACAAGAACCAGCCAAGAAGUGUCAAAGAAGAACCCAGGUUACCAUAAGAUACCCAGUUUAUGUCCCACGACUUGUAAUAAGGAGACGCUUUCAACGUGCAGUAAGAAUGCCAACUGUUAUUCAGACUGUCAGAAUCAACCCACAUCCAACUGGAAUUUUGCAUAAGGAAGUCAAAAUGACCACCUACUGGAGAGGGCUCCCGAAAGUUAUUCAUUCAACUAUAUCAGUACCCAACUACAAUAAGCCAGACGGCUAUGAUUAUUAUGCCUUCUCUUACAGUAAGUUAAAGCUAACACAAGUUACUAUAUACCUCAAAAGACUAGGGGAUGGGGAAAAAAAAAAGCCCAUGUAUUUCAGCUUUCUAAAGCGUGAGGUUACUGCUUGUGGUUCUGCAAGACUAAUUUUAAGAAUUACUAAAAAGUCCCAAGAAUUAAGAUGUUGCCUGUAAUGAAGAGAUGUUUCUAUCAAAAAAACCAAACGAACAAUGGUUACAGGACAACUAGCAGCAACGAGGUACAAUGACCUGAACUAGCCAGUUGGAAUACAUUGCUCUAAAGAGUUCAGGCUUAUAAAUGACAAAAAACCUGACACUUAAAUGCAGAAUUAUAUUGAUGAUACACUGAAAUCCUUGGACCACAAUAGUUUUUUCAGUGGCUUCCAUGGAACUACGUUUCUGACAAAACAAAAAGGGGAGGAACAUGAACCAUUUUGCUUCACAGGAAAAAAUUCUUUAUGAUUCCACAUUAGGUAGAUCCUUUCCCUCUAGCCAGGCUCAUGUAAAACUGUUCCUCAGAAUUUUCUGGAUUCUUCAGAAAAAAAAAAGCUCUAAGAACUAGCCAUAUCCAAAGACAGGAUACUAAAGUAAGUCUCUGCCAGUAUGAUUUAAUUCUGAACCUCAACACAGGCCAAUUCAUACUUGGAGACCAGUGUUUCCGCUUUUGUAGUCAGUGCAGGAUCGUUUUGUUUGAUUUCCAAAUUCUUAAGGCUAUUUCUGUGUUCUAGCAGUGUAAGAGUAUUCCUCCCUACUCCUUGGUUCUGGGACAUAUUUAAUUACUAGCAGUGCUGUAAAACUUAGCUAGAAGGACACGGAAAAAAUAAGGACACAAACUGUUACAGCCUCUCAAUUCCAUAAAUGUAUGUGGAAUGAAAAAUCCGUUAUUCAUGCCUAAGUGAAAUUAAAAGGAAGGCUUUAACUUCAAGAUUCUUUCCACGCACUAAAUGUAGUUUCUGGAAUCUAAUUCUAACAUAUCUUCAUUUCAGAUCGGUAUUACAGUUUGGAUGUUGGCAAAAGAAUAGCAAGACCUGUCACUGCUCUCACGGGAAAGACUGUAUCCAAAGACUGGUACAACUGUCCUAGCAAGUG
This is a messenger RNA of Falco peregrinus (peregrine falcon), 6632 nucleotides long. It is a transcript of the gene PRG4, whose product is annotated as proteoglycan 4. The record is from RefSeq and is a predicted model, not a curated record. The transcript has 9 exons. Gene Ontology annotation, molecular function: polysaccharide binding; scavenger receptor activity. NCBI's taxonomy places the organism in Eukaryota, Metazoa, Chordata, Aves, Falconiformes, Falconidae. The coding region runs from base 303 to 5717 and encodes 1804 amino acids. Gene Ontology annotation, biological process: immune response.